CAAAGUUCUAGAUGAACCAGCCAAAGCUGAGAGGCUCACCUGGGGGCGGCUCCAAAGGCGACGUGAUGACGCAGUGGACUGUACGUGGGCCGUCAGUUGGCGCCGUGCAGAUGCAGUCAGAGGGCUCUCAGACUCCCAGCGUUCUGCUGGUGGAGGCGUUUUACGGCGGCUCCCACAAACAGCUGAUCGACCUGCUGAAAGAAAACAUCGACGGCUGCUCCGUCUUCACGCUGCCUGCCAAGAAAUGGCACUGGAGGGCGAGAACGGCGGCGCUGCACUUCAGCCAAACCAUCCCCACCUGUCCGUCAUACAGAGUCUUGUUCAGCAGCUCGGUCCUGAACCUGUGUGAGCUGGUGGCCCUCAGACCAGAUCUGGCCCGUCUGAAGAAGGUUCUGUACUUCCACGAGAACCAGCUGGUUUAUCCGGUCCGCAAAGACCAGGAGAGAGACUUCCAGUACGGAUACAACCAGGUCCUCUCAUGCCUGGUGGCAGACCUGGUGGUGUUUAACUCCGCCUUCAACAUGGACUCCUUCCUGUCCUCCAUCUCCUCUUUCAUGAAGAAGAUCCCAGACCACAGACCCAGAGACCUGGACCUGCUGAUCCGACCCAAGUGCGUGGUCCUGUACUACCCGGUCCAGUUCCCCGAUGUCAGCAGACUGCUGCCCGAACACAAACUCCUCCGGAGGCCCGCAGAGCCGUCUCACGCUGAUGACAUCAUCACCCCGCAGGUGGAGCAGCAGACUCGACGUGACCCCGACAGGUCUGAGCAGGAGGAUCCACAUCAGUCCACUUCAGAACCCAGAGGGGACCAGAGACCAGUUAGUGAGGCGGGCAGCUCAGACCAGGUGAACCCUCUGCACAUCGUCUGGCCUCACCGCUGGGAGCAUGAUAAAAACCCCGAGCUCUUCUUCUCCACUCUGAUCAAACUGAAGGAGAGACGAGUCGACUUUCACCUGUCGGUGCUCGGAGAGACUUUCACCGAUCCACCAGAGAUCUUCUCGGAGGCCAGGCGUCAGCUGGAGCGUCACAUCCUGAACUGGGGCUUCCUGCCCGGCAAAGAGGACUACCUGCGAGUGCUGAGUCAGGCCGACGUGGUCGUCUCCACCGCCAAACACGAGUUCUUCGGGGUCGCCAUGUUGGAAGCGGUUCACUGCGGCUGUUAUCCUCUUUGUCCGAAGGCUUUGGUGUAUCCUGAAAUAUUCCCAGCAGAGUACCUGUACUCCACACCUGAGCAGCUCUGUAAACGGCUGCAGGGACUCUGCAGGAGGCCCGACAUCGCCCGACGACACAACGUUAAGGUCGACACCUCCUCCUUCUCCUGGACUUCUCUGAAGGAGCGUUUUGAGACUCUGCUGGCAGCGCAGGGUCCCUGAACGCACCGCGGCAGCUCUGACUUCACUCCAUUAGCGCCGGCUUGUUCUGAGGUCGCCGGAGCGUCUGCCAGCCCGUCGUCAUGCUUGACUCGACGCCACGGCCCGCAGAACGCGCCGUGACUCCCAGCCCGUCCCAGGCACCUUUUGAGCCCCCAAAUCAAAAAGGCAGUGUGGCGGGCUGGAGACGCAGAGUCUGGACCUGUAAACCGUCCUCUCGGGCCGGAGGAGAACUUUCUUUUAUGUGUGUGGUUUGGGUUUAAAGGAGGGGGGUCACCGUGUAAAAGCUUUCAUGUUUCCACAGGCGGUGCCACCUCAUAGAUCGGCUCCAUCCAUUUUUAUCCUUUGUGCUCGUGAGUUUCUGUUGUUCACCACAGCGACUGAGCGGCAGCCAGGCUGUGGUUUCAGUCUGCAGCUCCACCUGAGCUGCCAGGUCCAGGACCCAGCAGAAACCAGAAUAAAGUGGAUCUCCAGACGUAGCCACUGAGGCCACAUCACCGUCACAAACCCACAACCAGGUCCUGAAGUGUUUCAUCCAAACAGCUGAGAGGAUGUUUUAAUACAAAUAAAGUUUCUUAUUUUGAUUACGAUC
Molecule: messenger RNA, 1962 nt
Organism: Micropterus salmoides (largemouth bass)
Lineage: Eukaryota; Metazoa; Chordata; Actinopteri; Centrarchiformes; Centrarchidae
Gene: qtman
Product: glycosyltransferase-like domain containing 1
Exons: 11
Coding region: 12-1373 (453 amino acids)
Molecular function (GO): glycosyltransferase activity
Source: RefSeq, a predicted model, not a curated record